Molecule: messenger RNA, 1107 nt
Organism: Folsomia candida
Lineage: Eukaryota; Metazoa; Arthropoda; Collembola; Entomobryomorpha; Isotomidae
Product: SEC14-like protein 2
Exons: 9
Coding region: 100-996 (298 amino acids)
Cellular component (GO): cytoplasm
Source: RefSeq, a predicted model, not a curated record
CUUCAGUUCAACUUAAUACUGUAGCAAAUAAACAGUGAAGUACGCAUUGUCAGAAAUAUUCGCCAUUUUCAGAAAUAAAAAUAUAUCUCUGUUUCAGAAAUGAGUUUUAACAUAGUUUUUCUCUUCGUUAUGAUAUUGUUCCCCUCGUUAUCAAAUCAAACCUCAUUGCAGGAAGAUUUAACCCUAACACAGACAGAACUAGAAAUAUUAACCAAGUUCAGGGAAUUGGUCAAAUCACGGCUUCCACAUGACUAUAUGACCGAAGACAUUUAUUUGAUUACUUGGUUGAGAGCAAAAAAGUUUGAAAUUCCUGCAGCUGAAAACAUGUUAAUGGAGAAUUUGAAAUGGAGGAAAGUACAUAAUAUGGACAAUAUUCUGAAGGAAGACUGGUCAGAUUUUGAGCAAGAGUUUCGUUUUGAAAUUCAAGGUUGCGAUAAAGAAGGAAGGCCUGUCGUCUCAAUCCCCGUUGGAGAUUGGGACGUUAGACGAGCCGUGCUUGCCGGACAGAGUGAUAAACUAAUCCGAUAUUUCGACAAGCUCCUUGAAGAAGUAACCACCUUAAUCCGGGAUGCGCAAAAAAGUGGGGAAAACAUGACCCGAUUUAAUCACAUUAUGGACAUGGCCAAUUAUAAUUUGAGGAUACAAGCUUGUCCGUUAUGCAUCCCGGUCUACGUUAAUCAUUUUCUAUCGUAUGAAAAUCACUAUCCUGGAACUAUGAACUCAAUCAAACUUGUAAAUUGCCCACCGAUAUUUCUCUCUUUGUGGCAAAUCAUACGAGAAUUUCUCUCCCCUGUAACGAAAGAUGCGAUUAAGCUGUACGGAAAGGACAAAAGCGAGUGGCAAACUGCACUCUUAGAAAAUAUCGAUGCUUCCCAGCUUUCUAAGGAAUUCGGUGGACUGAAUGAUGAAGGUUUUUCGAUGGAAGAAAUUAGAAAAUUACCGAACCUCAAGUGUUCCAGUUUAUCGAUGGUUCGGGAAGCAAGAAGUAAAAGUUGAGAUGGGAGGAUUUUAAUCAAAUUUAUGUAAUCAUAAUUAAAUAGUGAUUCAUAUUAUGUAAAUUGUGUUAAGAAUUACAAAAUAAAAAUUGAAAUAUUUACCAAAUACAAA